Molecule: messenger RNA, 1459 nt
Organism: Syngnathoides biaculeatus (alligator pipefish)
Lineage: Eukaryota; Metazoa; Chordata; Actinopteri; Syngnathiformes; Syngnathidae
Gene: pcna
Product: proliferating cell nuclear antigen
Exons: 6
Coding region: 159-1154 (331 amino acids)
Biological process (GO): leading strand elongation; mismatch repair; regulation of DNA replication
Cellular component (GO): PCNA complex
Molecular function (GO): DNA polymerase processivity factor activity; DNA binding
Source: RefSeq, a predicted model, not a curated record
CUUGCCUUCACAAAAGGGGAAGUUGCGGGGUUCCGUCGUUAUGCGAGGUCGAACAAUAACGCGAGUUCUGUUCCUGUUCCUGUGUUACGACCCUCCGCCUCCUUUUCGCCGGCGCUCCAAAGUGACCUGUCAAACGCGGCCGCCCAGCGGGAGCGGAAAUGACGACAGAGCUGAACAUAAGGCAGGAAGUGCGCGCGCCUCCGGCUCAGAGCUUCUUCCUGCAGAGCGGCGACGGCUUCGCGCUUUUCCUCACGAGGCUCGUCUUUUGUUGUCGGACGUAUUUCCAAAUCUCGGCCUUCGAGGAAGUCACCCACACGCCCCCCACCACCGACGCUUACGUUUUCCUUUCAACGACUCAGCAAACGGCAGGCAUGUUUGAGGCUCGUCUGGUCCAGGGAUCCAUCCUGAAGAAGGUUCUGGAGGCCCUGAAGGAUCUGAUCACGGAGGCGUGCUGGGACGUGAGCUCGUCCGGCAUCUCGCUGCAGAGCAUGGACUCCUCUCACGUCUCCCUGGUGCAGCUGACCCUGCGCAGCGACGGCUUCGACUCGUACCGCUGCGACAGAAACCUCGCCAUGGGGGUCAACUUGAGCAGCAUGUCGAAGAUCCUCAAGUGCGCCGGAAACGAAGACAUCAUCACGGUCCGAGCCGACGACAACGCAGACACGCUGACGCUGGUCUUCGAGACAGUCAACCAGGAGAAAGUGUCCGAUUACGAGAUGAAGCUGAUGGACCUCGACGUGGAGCAGCUGGGAAUUCCGGAGCAGGAGUACAGCUGCGUGGUGAAGAUGCCGUCGGGGGAGUUUGCCCGCAUCUGCCGCGACCUCUCGCAAAUCGGCGACGCCGUCAUGAUCUCCUGCGCCAAGGACGGCGUCAAGUUCUCCGCCAACGGGGAGUUGGGAACCGGGAACGUCAAGCUGUCCCAGACCAGCAACGUGGACAAGGAGGACGAGGCGGUGACCAUCGAGAUGAACGAGCCGGUUCAGCUCAUCUUCGCCCUCAACUACUUGAACUUCUUCACCAAGGCCACGCCCCUCUCCAAGACGGUCACCCUCAGCAUGUCGGCCGACAUCCCCCUCGUCGUGGAGUACAAGAUUGCCGACAUGGGCCACGUCAAAUACUACCUGGCGCCCAAGAUCGACGAGGAGACUUCCUAAGCUGCCCGAAAGUCCCCCAGAAGUGAGGACGACGGAGAAGCCGAAGACCGCCGAGGGUCAGGUGGUCUCCUGGUUGACGCGGCGAGAACUUCGGUGUCAACGUUUUGAAAAGAGUGAUGCAAAUUCCGGUUGUGGGGAGAUGUCAGCACGUUUCGGGUCCUGCUGUCAAUUUGCAUCCACACUUGCAGUUUGUUGUUGUAGAUACAUAUUUGUAAAUACUUUGUGGUUUCCACCUGUCACUUACCAAUUGUUUUUUUUUUUUUAACUCUUUGACUCGGCCCCAAAUAAAUGAUCCAUUUUUGACA